This is a messenger RNA of Toxorhynchites rutilus septentrionalis, 624 nucleotides long. Its product is annotated as polyadenylate-binding protein 2-like. Gene Ontology annotation, molecular function: RNA binding. Bases 1 to 624 code for a protein of 207 amino acids. NCBI's taxonomy places the organism in Eukaryota, Metazoa, Arthropoda, Insecta, Diptera, Culicidae. The record is from RefSeq and is a predicted model, not a curated record. The transcript has a single exon.
AUGGCUGACAAAGUUCUUGAAAUCGAUCCAAAACUGGAAAACGACGAAACAAAGUCGAAGGAAAUGAAAAAUACUGAAACAAAGGAAAUCGACGCAAUCACAGCGCAUUCCAAGGAAAUUGAGGAAGAGACCAAAAAGUUGGAACAGUUGCAGUCUCAUAUAAACAAACUGAUGGGAUUCACUUCAGAGCUAAAACCUAUCCGGACGGCCGCGGAGAAGUCGGAAAUUGAUGCUCGUUCCGUCUACGUUGGGAAUGUCGAUUACGGCGCGUCGGCUGAGGAACUAGCCGCCCACUUUCGUGAAUGUGGAGCCAUUAAUCGUGUGACGAUUAUGCGCAACAAGGUCACUGGGCGUCCGAAGGGAUUUGCUUACAUCGAGUUCGGUGCCAAGGAAUCCGUCAAGGCUUCGCUCGCGUUGAACGAUGGGUGUUUCCGUGGAAGGCAAAUAAAAGUAAAUCCCAAGCGUACCAAUCAACCGGGAAUGUGUACUACCAAUCGAAUCCCUCGUGGAGCGCUGGGAAGCGCACCGUGGGGUUCAAAACCAUACGGUCACGGAAUGCAUCCGGUAGUGCGAAGGCCACUUCGUGGGUUCCAAGGCAGAACGAAUUCCUAUGCUCCUUACUAG